UCCCCCUUAUCUUUACAAACUCGCACCAACACGAAAAUAUUUAAACUUACAAAGAGCAUUUUAUCAAACACUUGGCGCGCGCACUUGUAUUAGCGCCAUGGAAGCCACUCUGCUCAGCUCUCGCCACUCUAAUCCCCAAUUCCUCCCACCUCUACAUGCCGGAAAAUCAUUAGUGUUUAAAUCUACAUCGGUUCUUUGUCGUCCACGAUGUGCUAAAACUACUCAAUUUUCCCUUAAAAGAACUAGUUCGGAGUUGAGCAGAAAGGAUUCCGGGUUGCCAAAGGGGCUACAUUGUUUGAAAAUGAACAGGACUUUAUCACUAUGUAUUAAUGAUCAGCUACGAGGUGACUAUUUACGUGUGAAAGCAGCAUCUGCAGAUUCUUUGAAUCAUGAACUUCUUGUACCAAAUACUGAUGAUAGUUCUGUAGACGAUGGAGAGAAUCUUAUGAUUUCUUAUCCUAAACCUCCAAGAUAUAAGAACAGAUAUUUGAAUUUUGUACGCAUGGGAACACUCUUCAAUAAUGCCGCUGAGUCUUUUUUCAAGAGUGAGAUACGCCGAAGAUUGUUUGUGACUGCUCUCUUACUUGUUAUGAGCCGUGUGGGAUAUUUUAUUCCUCUACCAGGAUUUGAUAGAAAGUUGAUGCCAGAGGACUACUUAAGAUUUGUCUCAGGAUCUGUUGAUGAACUUGGUGAUUUUGCACCAGAACUUAAGCUCUCCUUUUUUCAACUUGGAAUUAGUCCUCAAAUCGUGGCAUCAAUUGUUAUGCAGGUACUUUGUCAUCUUGUUCCUUCCUUGGUAAAGCUGCGGAAAGAAGGCUUAGAUGGCCAGGAGAAGAUUAAGAGUUAUAUAUGGUGGAUAUCGCUAUGCUUUGGAACAGUGGAGGGUCUGAUUCUUGCUUGCUAUUCUCUGCCUUAUUCCAUCUAUGCAGAAACUUCCAGGGUAAAACAUGUGAUGGUUACAACUCUUCUAUUGGUCUCUGGUGCAAUGACUAUGAGUUGGAUUUGUGAAAAAAUAACAGAUUCUGGUUUUGGACAAGGAUCAUCUUUGAUUAUCUGUGUUGGAAUUUUGUCUGGCUACAAAGAAACAUUACACAAGUUGUUGACUCAGGUUUCAGGAAGUACUCUGAGCUGGUGGCCUUAUGCGCUUGCAGUAUUGGUCAUUUUCACUGUGGUGACUAUGUAUGCUGUGGUUGUAACUGAGGGUUGUAGAAAAAUCAAGCUACAAUAUUAUGGAUUUAAGCUAGCUUCUAGCUCAAGACAAGGCUCACCUAUUACAGAGGUGGAACCAUAUAUCCCAUUCAAUAUUAAUCCAUCCGGAAUGCAGCCUAUACUCACUACCACCUAUCUCUUGGCAGUUCCGAGCAUUCUUGCAGGUCUUCUUGGCUCGCCUGUUUGGGAAUAUAUAAAACAGAUGCUUAAUCCUGAAACAUCUACUGGAGCAGGGCCAUGGGUUUACUAUACAAUUUAUUCGUUCUUUGUCUUCGUAUUCAACAUAUUUGACAUUGCCAACAUGCCAAAGGAGAUUUCUGAUUACUUGAAUAAGAUGGGUGCCAGAAUACCAAAGAUAAAGCCUGGAAAGGCCACCAUUGAAUAUUUAACGAAGGUCCAAGCUUCUACUCGUUUUUGGGGAGGUCUGUUGCUUGCCACUCUGGCAACUACUUCUAGCAUUCUUGAUCAUUAUUUACGGAGCAUUAAUUUGGGAUUCUCAAUAAGUUUUACAUCAGUAUUAAUCAUUGUUGGUUCCAUCAUUGAGCUGAGAAGAUCUUAUCAAGCAUAUAAUGUUAUGCCGAGUUUAAGCAAAGCUUUAAAAAGAUAUGGUGUAUAACAUCUGGAGACAGUCUAUCAAUUUUGUAUCAAGAAACCCUCUAUAAACGGACUGAUACUGAUCAUCAUCACAGAGAUAUAACCGAAGGUGAAGAGUCCAAGUCCUGCCUGUUAAGAAACUAUGGGGUGUACUUUCGCCAAUAGAUCCCGUUGAGUAAGGUUACGCCUAGUUCCCUACCCGACACCAGGAGGCUACGAAAGGAUGAGACCCAGUCUUGAUUGUCUGUUAUGCCAUAAUGAUCUAGUCUUGCUUCAGUUAGUAACAAAGAUGAGCUCUGCAUAUUCUGUAUAGGUAGAAAUAGUAUUUAUUACCCUAAAUGUAUUACUGUCUGUUGAAUGUUAAUUGCGUUUAGUAUCUAUAUAUCUGCCCUUCUUUCAGUUUUA
Daucus carota subsp. sativus is the source of this 2208-nucleotide messenger RNA. RefSeq names its product preprotein translocase subunit SCY2, chloroplastic-like. Gene Ontology annotation, biological process: SRP-dependent cotranslational protein targeting to membrane, translocation. The transcript is spliced from 14 exons. Bases 98 to 1825 code for a protein of 575 amino acids. Gene Ontology annotation, molecular function: signal sequence receptor activity; transmembrane protein transporter activity. NCBI's taxonomy places the organism in Eukaryota, Viridiplantae, Streptophyta, Magnoliopsida, Apiales, Apiaceae. Gene Ontology annotation, cellular component: chloroplast thylakoid membrane. The record is from RefSeq and is a predicted model, not a curated record.